GCCGGGUAUUUGUAUAAAAUUUCUCCGAUUUUUCGUUAUCGCAGUGUUCAUAGUUCACGAAAAAUUUCUCACUAUCCGUACGAUUUUUUCCUCAUUCCUGCAUCGAUGAACAAGUCCCGCGAUACGUAUUUUCGAUUUUUUUCCCCUCUAAACACGCCAUUGGGAGCUGUGAGCCUCGAUAAUGAGUGGCAGUAUUGCUCACGAGAAACUUCGAGAAUGUUGUCUGUUGAAAUUUUUGUAUUUUUUUUUCAACUUUCGCUUCGGGUAAUAAGUAUCUUACGACAUGAAAUUGUAUAGAAAUUGAUUAUCCAGUUUUGUUGAGACUACUCGGACAAAAAAUUCCGAUUAUAUCAGCCAAAUUUAACAGUUUGCGAAAUAAUGGAAUAUAAAGAACGGUGAUUUAACGCGAGGCAGGGAAAAAUGUUCCGUAUUUAUUCCCCCUCGUAUUUAUCAAUGCCACAAAUAGCCCCAACACAAUGAGUAUAGAUUCGAGGGACUCGUUCCCUAUAUUGACCUUGAGACAGAAUCGACCGAUAAGAGUAAUCAUCGAUCGUUGAUUGUACCUCACCAUGACGAAGGUCAGUUCGAUUGUUAGACUCAUGAUUUAUUAAAAGAUAUAUUGACAGUUAAGUUCACGUUGUCGGAGAAUUAAAACAUCGAGGGAUAGUUCCAGCAGUGCGACUCUUGUUAUUCAUUGGAUUGAUGUCCUCGUCUGCUCGGAUUUAUCGGUGAACGUUUAUUUUUUUCUUUUAUUCGAUCAAACCAUAAUUCGUGAUCAUAACAACAACAGUUUACGUGUAAUUCACGCACAAACAUCGAGAAGAAUCCGCGAUGGAAAUUCGUACCUCCACCAUUUUCGUUCGGUUACCGUUUGUCCACUUUGUCCAGGUUACAGUGUCUCUCUGAUGUAAAAACGGGAACGAUACGAACUAUUCAAACACUGGUCGACCUCAAAUUUCUUGUAGCUGGAUUAGUCUUCCAUCAACCGCUGAUAAGACGUUCGAUUUUCUUAUCGACGAGAAAUUUCAACUAUUUCUUGUACCAGCGGAUUGUCGAAGUAAGCACGGAGACAAAAAGUUCGAACGAGUGGCGCUGCAAUCGACUUUCCAUGUGCCCCGAGAGAUAGUUUAUCGGGAAAUUAAAUCCAGUCAGCCCAGUCAGCUGGGAGAACAGUUGUAACGAAUAUGCUGUUUGGAUAUUUCGACUAAGUUUAAUAUUGUAUAAAAUAGUGUGUAUUUACGAAAACAGGAAAUCAUUGAACGUGAAAGAAAAUUAUCACCUAAACAAUUGAAACAUGGCUCAGCACAAUUUUCCAGCAUUAAAAAACGAUAGGUUUUUGAAAGCAGCCCGAGGAGAGGAAGUAGAUAAAGCUCCCGUUUGGAUAAUGCGGCAAGCUGGCAGAUACUUGCCGGAAUUUCGUGAAUUUCGGACGAAACAUGAUUUUUUUACUAUUUGUCAGACUCCAGCCCUCGCUUGCGAAGUUACCUUGCAACCGAUUCGUCGUUUCGAUUUGGACGCGAGUAUAAUUUUUUCUGAUAUCCUCGUUAUUCCACAAGCAAUGGGUUUGGUCGUCGAAAUGAGACCAGGAGUGGGUCCUGUUCUACCUGAACCAUUGACUACUCCAACAGAGAUGAGCAGACUGAAAAAACCAAAUGUGGACCAAGAUCUCGGUUACGUUGGUGAGGCAAUAACGCUCACGAGACACAGUCUGGAGGGAAAAGUACCUCUUAUAGGAUUCACAGGAGCACCAUGGACGCUGAUGGGUUACAUGGUACAAGGAGGAGGAAGUUCGACAAUGGCUCAGGCCCGUUCGUGGCUUUACAAAUACCCAGAAGAUUCUCACAGGCUUUUGCAAAUGAUAACAGAUGUAAUAGUGGACUAUCUCGUGAUGCAAGUCAAAGCAGGAGCUCAAGCUCUUCAAGUAUUCGAAAGCAACGGCGAUUAUUUGAAUGACGAACUUUUCGUUGAAUUUUCGUUCAAUUACAUCAAACAAAUAAGCAAAAAAGUCAAGACCAAAUUGGAUGAACUUGCGAUACCAAGAGUGCCAAUGAUUGCUUUUCCUAAGGGAGCGACUAUGAAGUCACUAGAAAUCCUGGCAAAGGAUGAAUGCUACGAUGUGAUAGGUUUAGAUUGGACAGUGGAUCCACAGGAAGCGAGAACUCGGUUGGGCUCAAAGGUGACGUUACAAGGAAAUAUGGACCCAUGCGCGCUCUAUGGAACAGAGCAAAACGUGCGAGAACGAGGCUGUAAAAUGGUGGAGAACUUUGGCAAGACUAGAUACAUAGCAAAUUUGGGGCAUGGAAUAUUACCAGAUGCUCCGAUAGCUUCCGUCGAAGCUUUCGUCAAAGGUGUUCAUUCGGUUUAAUGAUUUCUUUUUGAAAAUAUUUUAUAAAUUGUAAAUAAGGGAGUAAAGUGAAUAAAGGGAAUUAUAAAUAA
This is a messenger RNA of Venturia canescens, 2436 nucleotides long. It is a transcript of the gene Urod, whose product is annotated as uroporphyrinogen decarboxylase. Gene Ontology annotation, biological process: heme biosynthetic process. Gene Ontology annotation, cellular component: cytosol. NCBI's taxonomy places the organism in Eukaryota, Metazoa, Arthropoda, Insecta, Hymenoptera, Ichneumonidae. The transcript has 6 exons. Bases 1295 to 2365 code for a protein of 356 amino acids. Gene Ontology annotation, molecular function: uroporphyrinogen decarboxylase activity. The record is from RefSeq and is a predicted model, not a curated record.